UCUGAGGUCCUUACGUGAGGUUUUGAACAAGAAAGAGAUCCAGGACUUCAUCCUUAACAGUGGGAAAGAAGUACAAGCCGGCACUGAAGCACAGUACAAGUCUUUUCAGGAUGGCACAUACUUUAAAGCCAACAAACUGUUAUCAAGAUAUGACCCAGCCAUAAGUCUCAUGUUAUUUGUAGAUGAUUUUGAAAUCUGCAAUCCACUUGGAACAUCCAGGAAAAAGCACAAAAUUACUGCUCUGUACUGGGUUUUAGCAAAUGUGCCACCUUUGCUCACUCACAUCAAUCUACUUAUCGAUUCUCUGCAAGACAGAUGAUAUAAAACGAUUUGGAUAUAGUGCAGUGUUAGAGCCCCUACUGAAAGAUCUUGUGACCCUAGAAGAAGAAGGAAUUUACAUAUCUUCUUUAAGCAGACAGGUCAAAGGUACUGUGUUUUGUGUCGUUGCAGACAACCUUGGCGCUCAUUCUAUUGGAGGAUUCGUUGAAAGCUUCUCUAGUUCACAUUGCUGUCGGUUCUGUCUUGGAGAAAGGUCACAGUUCAAGUUUGAUGCUGCAAUGUCUCAGCCUGCUAAACUUCGGAUCAUACUUCAAGACCAUGACAUUCGUAGACUGGAGUUACCUUCUGGAAUCCCCGAUACUGUAGACGAACUUCAUUCUCUUGUGCAACAGACAUUUCAGAUUGAGGGUAGUUUCACUUUGCAUUUUAAAGAUGCUGAUUUUGGAGAGUAUUUUUCUCUAAAUUCAGUAUGUGAUGUCAAGGACAAAGACACACUUAAGGUGGUCCAUGUUUUUGAAUCCCCCAUGGUCAUCUUGACUAAUCUGGACAGCUCCUGCCCAAGUGGAACAGAAAGUGCCAUUUAUCCUCAAUCUGACAGUUGCUCAUCUGGAUCCCAAGAUACAGUGAUUCUCUCAUCACCUGAGCAUAUGACACACCGCUCUCAGUGCUGGCCUGUGGAAUUUACAAUACCUCGUUUCGCCUACAACACAGAACUUGUGCUUGCAUCAGGUAAUGAGGCUUUCGAGAAGGAGGGAAUUCUUCUGAGUCCUACCGCAAUUCUUCCUGAUAUGCUUGAGAAGUUGGCCGAAACCAUUUAUCAGUAUGUUGCCUAUCCUACAAGUGUGCAAUUAAACCAUGUUGCAGAAGCAUUGAUUCAAAAACAUCCUUGUCUGAGAGAACCAGGUUCAUUUAACAGAUGUUAUGGAUGGCAGCAGAGACUGAAAUAUAAAAUAGCUAAUUACAGAUGCAAACUUCGAACACUUGGGUGCCCUGAGCUUGUAGUGAACUCUCUGAAAAAGAAGCGAGCACAUGAGAUGGCAGCUGCAAAAAAUGUAAAGAAGCCAAGAAAGGCAGAGGUGAAUUACUUGCCGCCUCACCCACAAGGAGAAACAGAAGAAAGUUUGGAGCAAGUCAGACUGGACCUCUUGAGUGAAGUAAAGAAGAGGACUAACUCUAAUAUCAUCAGUGAGAAAAUGGCAAGGACAUUCUCCAUUCGCAGACAGGAAGUUGUCAACCUAGCCCCACAUGUCGAUGUUUUCAAAGAACGCUGGCCUGCCCUUUUUGAUGUCAUCCAGAUACGUGAAGAGUUCAAGAGAAUAACCACAAUCAACCUUGAGGCAUCUUUCAUGGCGAAGCUUGAUCAGUACUGCCCAAAACUGAUGAACUUGGUGUCAUCAAGAGGAGGGGCUGCAAAAAUGAAGAUUCAGCAAAUAAAGGACACACUUCUUGAGGAUAACACGAUUGAAAGACGCAGAGAAGUUGCAAUCCGUUGCAUGGUGGUUUACCUCGGUGAAAAGGAAGAGGAUCUCUUCAAGGAAUACUUGGAUGCUGAAGCUCUGAACAGACAUCUUGCUGGGGAGGUGAUGAAGAUCAUGGUUAACAAAGCUGCCAGUACAUCUGACCCAGCCAGUGCCACUAUCGUGAUAGAGGGAACAGAAGUCCUGAGGGGACUGGAUCUACCAAGGGCUUGUGCCUUGCUGAUGGGUCUUAUAUAUGCCCUUAAUCUCAGCUACCCAAGACAACUGAGGCAUACCUUUGAAGUUUUUCAAAAGUUACUCCUCGAACUGGAUGGACUGAAAGCUAGUCCAAAAGUAAUGUCUCUUAAACAAAAGCUGCUCUCAUAAAAUAUAAGAAUUGUUGAAGUGUAGAUGUACUGUGAACACAUCUGACUGUUCUGUUCUCAAAAUAAAAAC
Trichomycterus rosablanca is the source of this 2192-nucleotide messenger RNA. Its product is annotated as sterile alpha motif domain-containing protein 3-like. The record is from RefSeq and is a predicted model, not a curated record. The transcript has 5 exons. Lineage: Eukaryota; Metazoa; Chordata; Actinopteri; Siluriformes; Trichomycteridae. Bases 261 to 2123 code for a protein of 620 amino acids.